CUAAGGCAGGCAAAACAGGGUGGCAGUUGAGCAGUAACACCGUAAAGGUAACUUACCUGGUUGUUUAACUAUCAAUAAAAUAAUAAACAUCAUUAAAAAGUAGGCCGAAAGUACAGCUGGAACUAAGUAUGCAAGAGGGUUAAUUCAAUUACGUUUCUUAACUCAGCUAGUGGUGAUAUUUAUCCUUGACUUUUAAAGUCAGAGGAGCUGGGUGAAGAAAUGCAAUAUGGGAGACUUCUUUACGACCGGCCAAGCUUUGGAUCCGGAGACAGCACAGUUUGCUGAAAACCAGAGGGGAGCAGGAAGCACAACAGGUAUUGCCCAGGAUAGAAGUGUUGUCAACCAACCUCAGCUUACAAAUGUUUCUGCCGAAACAAUAAUCAUCAACACAUAUGGCCAGGGUCCUGAUAGGACGGACAACACAAAUUCCAGUUCUCCACAAAACAAAGCAAACAUAAAAAGAUGCCAAGCUGAACUGAAAUCGUACAUUGAAAAUUCAACAAAGAACCUCUAUCAAGGAACAAAGGAUUAUGGAUCAUCUCCUUUAAAAGAGAUCUAUACAGAGCUUUACAUCACAAAAGGUGGCAGUAGGGAGGUCAAUAAUGAACAUGAAGUGAUUCAAUUAGAAUGCAGAAGGAAUUUGUUUGAGGAGAAGAAAAUCCAGCUCAAUGACAUUUUGAAUGCUUUUUCAAAUGAAGACGACCCUCCAAAAAGAGUUCUGACGACGGGAAUCGCUGGCAUUGGAAAAUCUGUCGCUGUGCAGAAAUUCCUUCUAGACUGGGCAUCAGGAGAAGCCAACCAAACCACUCAGUUCAUAUUUCCAUUCACAUUCAGAGACUUGAAUUUGAUAAAAGAUGAGCCUUGGAGUCUUAUGACGUUAAUAGUUAACUAUUUUGAUGAAGUGAAGGACUUCUCAGACUCAGACUACUGCAAUUCAAGUGUUUUGUUUAUCUUCGAUGGCCUAGACGAAAGCAAACUACCUCUUAACUUUGAGAAAAAUGAGAUGUGCCGCAGCGUUAAAAAGAUCACAACCGUGGACGUUCUGCUAACCAACUUAAUCUCAGGGAAACUGCUGCACAAAGCUUCGAUCUGGAUCACCGGGCGACCAGCUGCAGCUGCUAAGAUUCCUCCCGAGUGCAUCGACAGAGUGACCGAGGUACGAGGCUUUAAUGAUGAGCAGAAGCAGCAAUACUUUCAGAGGAAAGUUUCCAACAACGACACAGCUCAGAAGAUCCUCGAUCAUCUGAUGUCAAAGCCAUUAAGAAAUCUGUACAUUAUGUGCCACAUCCCAGUCUUCUGUUGGAUUACAGCCACAGCUCUUGAAUAUCUCCUUAGUGACACAGAUGAGUUGCCCAAGACUGUAACUGAAAUGUACACACACUUCCUGGUCAUUCAGACAAAGCUUAACAACCAGAAGGAUUAUCAGGAAGUUGAAAUAGACAAAGAUGUGAUCAUGAAAUUGGGAAAGCUGGCAUUUGAACAGCUACAGAAGAGCAACAUAAUCUUCUCUAAGAAGGACUUGGAAAGUUGUAAAAUAUCUCUGACACAAGCAGCAGUUUAUUCUGGAGUUUGUACACAGAUCAUAAGAAAAGAAUAUGGGCUUCACAAACAAGAAGUUUACUCUUUCAUACAUUUAAGUGUUCAGGAGUUUCUGGCAGCUCUGUAUGUACUAGAGACCUUCUUAAAUUGUGGGGGAAAUCUGCUUUCCAGUCAGACACGUGUAAAGGUGGCAUCAGAGACAGGAUACGUUUUUCUCCUCCUCCUCCACAUGCAAGCUGUGAAUACUGCUUUGACCAAAAAUGGACUAUGGGACUUGUUCCUGCGCUUCCUUCUCGGUCUGUCUCAGGAUUCAAAUCAGAAGCUUCUUCAGAAAGUAUUUGGAUUCAAAGAAAGACAUCCACAGAGCAACAAGGAGACAAUCAAUUUCAUUCAUGAGAAAAUCAGGAGACUGUCGAACACCGACAAAACAAUUAAUCUGUUCCAAUGUUUAAAUGAGCUGGGAGACCAGUCUCUGUUAGAGCAAGUCCAAAAGUACCUGAGAUCAGGAGAUGUUGGUAAAAUAUUACCUUCACAUUGGUCUGCCCUGGCCUUUCUUCUGCUCGUCUCCAACGAAGACGUGGAUGUCUUUGACCUAAAGAAAUACAACAGAUCAGAGGAAGUUCUGGAGAGGCUGCUGCCAGUCCUAAAAGCAUCAAGGGUAGCUUUGCUAAGUGACUGUAACCUCACUCACCGAUGUUGCAAGUACAUUUCAGAAGUUCUCAGCUCGAAGUUUUCUGGUCUAGAGGAGUUAGACCUUAGCAUAAAUGGUCUGCAUUACUCAGGAGUGAGGCUGCUCUCUGACGGACUAAGAAGUCCCAACUGCAAACUCAAGAUUCUCAGACUGGCUAGCUGUGAGUUUACUGAGAGAGGCUGUGCUGCACUGGCUUCCAGUCUGAAGUCAAACCCCGCCCACCUGAGAGUCCUGGAUCUGGCACACAAUUUCCUCCAAGAUGAUGAUGUGGAAAACCUUUCUGAGUUCUUGGCAGAGCCACUUUGUCAACUGGAGACACUGACUUUGAACCACAGCAGGAUGACGGCAGUCGGCUGUGGGUCUUUGACUAUUGCUCUCAGCGGCUCCUCUGCUAUCAAAGAGCUCAACCUGAGCUUCAACUCCCUGCUGGACGAGGGGGCCAUCCGGAUUUCAGAUUUGCUGAGGAAUCCACAGUGUAGACUGGAGAUACUGAGACUGGCUAGCUGUGAGUUUACUGAGAGAGGCUGUGCUGCACUGGCGUCCAGUCUGAAGUCAAACCCCGCCCACCUGAGAGUCCUGGAUCUGGCACAAAAUAAACUCAGAGAUGGUGAUGUGGAAAACCUUUCUCUGUUCUUGGCAGAGCCACUUUGUCAGCUGGAGACACUGGACCUGAAUUCCUGCACGUUAAAUGUUGCAUGCCUCCGGUCUUUGACCUUGGCCUUCAGCGGCUCCUCUGCUCUCAAAGAGCUCGACCUGAGCGAAAAUCGUCUGAUGGACGAGGGGGCAAUCCUGCUUUCUGAUUGGCUGAGGAAAACCCAGUGUAAACUGAAGAUACUGAGACUAGUUAACUGUCAGAUUACUGAGAGCGGCUGUGCUGCACUGACUUCCAGUCGGAAGUCAAACCCCGCCCACCUGAAAGGCCUGGAUCUGAUACUCCAAUAUCGUAAAGUUGAAAUAAUGUCUGAGCUCUUGGGAUGUCCACAGACCUGAGACUGAAAUGUCAGAUGGCUCAGAGAGAAGACGUGAUUUUCUGGCUUCACUCCAGGAUAAUUUGCUUUGAAGCUGCCGUCUCAUUUACAGGAGAAAACGAGUUACAAACUAAACACACCAACUGUGACAAAGUGAUUUAUUGGUGAUAUAUGAACUGGACCAGAACUUAAAUACAACAACAGCAAAUGUUCUUCCUUUGGUCUGGACCAAAUGAACUGAAACACAGGUGUGAAUACUUCAGUUACUUCAGUGUUAUGGAUUUGCUGGCAUCUCUUCAUGAAUACCCUGCAAUGUACGAGAUGUAGAGUGCUAAUCAGUGGUAUCUUUUAGGAUCUUCGCCUCACUUAAACGCUGUCCUUAUCAUAACACUGUUUAGCGUAUCAGGGAACAAUUGUGGGCAUCAUGUAACAUAUAAACAAGACAUCUCUAAAAGAGCAUCUGCUCUCUUUGAAGGUUUCAUUGUAGAAAAAGCCCUUACAUUUACAAGUGUUAAGUAUGGUUGCCUAAAGAGUGCUUUUACAUGUAAUGAACUGUUAUAUUUUUUGUUGUGGUAAUCCUAGAAACUUUUAUUACAAGUGAUCUGUAUAUAUGUUUUUCUUUAUUGUUUUAUGUCUUAUAUAUAUAUAUAUAUAUAUAUAUAUAUAUAUUUAUGUUGUAUUCUUUGACUUGGAACUUAAAGGUCCCAUGUCAUGGCCAUUUCUACUG
This is a messenger RNA of Gymnodraco acuticeps, 3925 nucleotides long. Its product is annotated as protein NLRC3-like. NCBI's taxonomy places the organism in Eukaryota, Metazoa, Chordata, Actinopteri, Perciformes, Bathydraconidae. The record is from RefSeq and is a predicted model, not a curated record. The coding region runs from base 227 to 3220 and encodes 997 amino acids. Gene Ontology annotation, molecular function: protein binding. The transcript is spliced from 11 exons.